Molecule: messenger RNA, 744 nt
Organism: Anoplopoma fimbria (sablefish)
Lineage: Eukaryota; Metazoa; Chordata; Actinopteri; Perciformes; Anoplopomatidae
Product: Fc receptor-like protein 5
Exons: 5
Coding region: 1-744 (247 amino acids)
Biological process (GO): cell surface receptor signaling pathway
Molecular function (GO): transmembrane signaling receptor activity
Source: RefSeq, a predicted model, not a curated record
AUGGAGGUCACAGCUCUCUGCAUCACACUGAUGAUGAACGUUCUGAUGCUGCCGGUUGCAAGAGUUCACCUUACUAAUGCUCAGGAAAGUUAUGCUCUGAUUGUUCCAAGCAAACUGCAGCUCUUUGAAUACAGCUCCAUCUCUAUUAACUGUGAGGGUUUGAACACCAAAGCGGGAUGGACUGUUAUGAGGAAGACGAAGAAGAUAGGAAGAGAGGAGUGCGUGAGUAGCUGGGUGACGACACCAGCCUCCGUCUGCGCCAUCAAACACGUUUAUUUAACCGACAGUGGAGAAUACUGGUGUGAGACCCGAGAGGAGAGAAGCAACGCCAUCAACAUCACAAUCACUGCUGGGGAUGUGAUCCUGGAGAGUCCUGUGGUCCCGGUGAUGGAGGGAGACACUGUGACUCUGAUCUGCAGAAGCAAAACGACCUCUUCUGCCCUCAGAGCUGAUUUCUACAGAGAUGAUUUCCCCAUCGGCACCGGCUCCACAGGAGAGAUGACCAUGCUCGCUGUUUCUAAAGCUAACCAAGGACUUUACAGAUGCAGCAUCUCUGAGUUUGGAGAAUCAGUGCAGAGCUGGCUGGCUGUCAGAGAAGCUCACAGAGAGACUCGUCCCUCCUCAGACCACUCCUGCCAUGUGUACCUCGUCUUAAGGACUGUGUUCACCAUAGUGAUGGUGGCUCUGCUGCUGCUGCUGCUGGGACUCCUUCACUGUGGGAAACUCAGAGUCACACAGAAAUAA